AGUUUUGAUUGGAAGAGAAAAAAGAGAGAGAGAGAGAGAGAGAGGAAAUACUGGCGCAUAUUCAUCUUGGUGAAGUAAUUUUCCGUAUGCUCGAGUUCGUUGGAGAGGAGAAUUGAGAUAGAGAGAGAGGGAGAGAGAGAUGGAGUUUAGGAAUCCACAAGCUGCUCAAAAUAGUAGAGUCAAUAUCAUCUACAAAGGAACGGUAGACUCUUUUGUCAGCCACCUCUUCGCCGCAUUACGCCGGGAAGGCAUCUCUGUGUUCAUGGAUCGAGACGGACACAAGAACAGUUGGACCUCCAAUGAUGAGAAUCAUGCAAUUUCUGUGGUGGUCAUUUCCAAUAUAGUGGAGGCAAACGAUCCUUGGAGUCAUAUGUUCAUAGAGGUCAUCAAGCCUCGGAGGGACAACGGGAUCCGCAUUAUGGUUCCCUACUACGGCUUCGAUUCAUUUAACCUAGCUUGGGGCAAGAGGAGGUCGGAGGCCGGAAUCUUAACAAUUCACAAAUCAAGGAUAUCAAGCAAUAAGAUACUCACGGACUCCGAACUAGUGGAAGAGAUCGUCACAGAUGUUUAUGGGAAGCUGUAUCCUGCAGAAAGAGUUGGAAUUUACUCGAAGCUACUAGAGAUUGAAAACUUGAUUUACAAGCAACCGUACGAUGUCCGAAGCAUAGGAAUUUGGGGUAUACCUGGCAUAGGCAAGACAACGCUUGCUAAAGCAGUCUUUAACCACAUGUCCACUGAUUAUGAUGCUUCUUGUUUCAUCGAAAACUUUGAUGAAGCGUUUCGUAAAGAUGGACUUCAUCGUUUGCUUGAACAAAAACUUGGUUUGAACGAGCAAGAGGCUCUCCAGUUAUUCUCCCAAAACGCCUUUGGAAACGACGUGCCUGAGCAAGAUGACAAAGAACUAUCAAAGAAGGUGAUUGACUAUGCUAAUGGAAACCCGUUAGCUCUCAGCAUUUAUGGACAAGAGCUGAAGGGGAAGAAGUCAGAAAUGGAGGCCACAUUCCUCGGGCUCAAGAAAUGUCCUCCCCAAAAGAUACAGGAUGUGCUAAAGAAAGUAUAUAGUGCACUUGAUGACAACGAGAAGAACAUUGUUUUGGACAUUGCUUUUUUCUUCAAGGGAGAAAAUGUCAACUAUGUGGUGAAAUUCCUUGAAGGUUGUCGUUACCUUCCACGCAUUGGAAUAGAUGUUCUUGUGGACAAGUGUGUGUUAACUAUAUCAGAAAACACAGUGCAAAUGAAUAAUUUGUUCCAAGACAUCUGUCAAAUCAUUUUUAGUAGAGAAACUGAGAGCUCCACAAGAAUGUUUGAACCUAAUAGUAUCAGAUAUCUACUAGAAGAUGAUGACCUUAAAGCAAGUGGAGAAUCCAGUGCAUCGCCUAAAUAUGGCUUGGUCGUUGAAGACAUAGAAAGCAUAAUUCUCGACACAUCAAACUUGAAAUUCGAUGUUAAACAUGACGCCUUCAAGAAUAUGUUUAAUCUCAGAUUCCUCAAGAUAUACAGUUCUUGCUCUAAAGAUGUUCAUGGACUCAACUUUCCCAAGGGACUCGAUUCUCUGCCUUGUGGGCUGAGACUCCUCCACUGGGAGAACUAUCCUUUGCAAUCCUUGCCUCAAGAUCUUGACCUUGACAACCUUGUUGAACUUAGUAUGCCGUACAGUCAGCUUCAGACACUUGGGGCAGGAACGAAGAACCUUAAGAUGUUGAAGAAGAUAAGGCUUUGUCAUUCCCAACAGCUAGUUGAAUUUGAGAUACCUUUCAAAGCUCAAAAUAUCGAGAUAAUUGAUCUACAAGGUUGUAAAAGAUUGCAGAACUUCCCAGUUACAAGUCAAUUGCAACAUCUUCGAGUUGUAAAUCUCUCAGGUUGCACAGAGAUCAUAGGUUUCCAAGGAGCUCCACCAAAUAUUGAGGAACUACAUCUACAAGGAACGAGUAUAAGGGAAAUACCAAUAUCCAUUGUGAGUCACUCCCCUCAAAAAGUUAAGUUGGACCGCCAAAAACUUUUGAAUCUUCUAGAAAACUUUCAAGAUGUUGAGCAUAUCGACUUGGAGAGUGUAACCGACCUGGUAAAAGUAAGCUCAAAUAAUCAAGGUUUUGGCAAGCUUGUCCACUUGAACAUGAGAGAUUGUUCUCAUUUGACAAGUCUUCCUGACAUGGUCAAUUUAGAAUCUCUCCAAGUCCUACAUCUGUCCGGUUGCUCAGAGCUUAAGGAAAUUAAGGGUUUCCCAAGAAAUAUAAGAAAGUUAUAUCUCGGUGGAACCGCCAUAGUAGAAGUGCCACAACUUCCGAAAAAUCUAGAAUUCUUGAAUGCUCAUGGUUGUGCGUAUUUAAAGUCUGUUUGUUUGGACUUUGAGCAGCUUCCAAGACACUACACCUUUAGUAAUUGUUUCAAUUUUUCUUCACAAGUGAUCUCUGAGUUCUUAGAGAAAGGUCUGACUAGAAUAUCAAGUUUAGCAAGAGCACACCAACAGGAAGUCAUCAAAGCACCUGAAGUCAUCAUCUGUAUUCCUGCAGACGCACGUCAGAGAUCCUCCUUUCUCUUGCAAGAAGGUUCAAAUGUAAGGACAAACUUAUCUCAUUCGACACGAAAAGCUCUCUCAGGAUUUGCUAUGUCAGUUGCGGUAUCAUUUCAGGAUGAUUACCACAACACCGUAGGUCUUGGCAUUAGGUGCAUAUGCACAUGGAAAGGCAUGUUCGACUCCGUUGAUAAAAUAGAGAGAAUAUAUCAGUGUUGGGCUCCGAGGGAAGCUCCAAAAGUUGAAUGGGAUCACAUAUUUAUCUUCUAUGAUACACAAAUGCAUCCCAGUUGUAGUGAAGUCGACUUUAUUUUCCACACAGUGAGUUGGGAAAACGAGCUUCUAGGUGAUAAUUGCAGGGUGAUCCAAUGUGAUGUCCAAGUUAUUACAGCUGCAACAGACCAUGAUACAAGUCUUAGAGGAAUUACAAGAGAAAGUGAAGAAGCUACAAGUAUUAUUGAGGAGCAUCCUCCAUCUUCUUCCAGAGUGGUAGAGCCACAAAGUCGUUUGCUUUCAUCCAACGAGUCGUCACGUAAGGUUUCUAGAGCAAGUAGUAAGUUAAGCUCUAAAGGAACUUUGCUUUGGAAGUGGGUAGGGCCGUUGGUGAGGAAAAUUAGAAGAAACAAAAAGAAAACGCUAAGAGAUCGUCAAGAAAACGAUCCCAAUAUGUCCACUAAUUGAAGAAGAAAACGUUGUAAAAAACUUUUUGGCAUGUCUCCAAUGGGAGUUUAAAAGUUUAAACUGUAAAUAUACUAGAUUAUCAUUU
This is a messenger RNA of Arabidopsis arenosa, 3278 nucleotides long. The record is from the annotation of a GenBank genome assembly. Lineage: Eukaryota; Viridiplantae; Streptophyta; Magnoliopsida; Brassicales; Brassicaceae.